Molecule: messenger RNA, 1778 nt
Organism: Labeo rohita (rohu)
Lineage: Eukaryota; Metazoa; Chordata; Actinopteri; Cypriniformes; Cyprinidae
Gene: ncs1b
Product: neuronal calcium sensor 1b
Exons: 8
Coding region: 1192-1764 (190 amino acids)
Molecular function (GO): calcium ion binding; calcium sensitive guanylate cyclase activator activity
Source: RefSeq, a predicted model, not a curated record
AGAGUCUGCGAGAACAGUCCCGUCUGAAUGAAGGUUACAGACAGAGCAGGAGGAAGCAAACACCUCCUGACUGACAGAGUGAUCUGUGAAGAACAAACAAUCCUAACGCCAGGGCUCGUGUUUGGAGGUUUCUCCGGACAACCAGACCUUGGCGAACAGGAGUUUCUGCUUUGACCUACAGAAGGUGUGAGGAAGAACAGACCUGGAGAUAAGCAAACAACGGUUACUAGGAGAAGGUGAAUGUCUUGUGUCAGAAAGAGUGCCAUCAGCAAACUGUGCACCAAAAAAUUGAUUAUCUACGGCUUCCGCAUAUUGUCUGAUGAGAUCAGUAGUGGCGAAUCUGAGCAGCCUUGUUCACCAUAUGAUUUUGAUUCAUCCUUUUUGUCACCUUGACAAAAUUUGCACUCAAUAAUACAUCAAUAAUUACUGUUAGUACUCAGUGUUCUUGUAGAUCCCGUCAACAUCUACCAGAACAUCUACUAAAACAACUUCCACCAGAGCAACAUCUACCAGAGUGUGAAAUGCUAAGAUCAUCCAGGACGAAGUUUGUGCUUCUCUUUUAAUUCUACCAAAGUCUCUCAUCUAAGCUGCCAAGACAACUGGAGCAAGGAAUCUCCUUUAAGAGUCACUCAGCGCUAACAAGACAGACGCAGAGAGGGAGUAAAAAAAAAAGAGAACAGGGAGGGUGGGUGGAGAGCUGGAGAAUUGGCGCUCAAGUGUGAGCGAGAGAGAGCACGCAGAACACAGCAAGCGAGUGUCUCCUCUAACCAUUGGCACUUUGAUACAUUUCAAAGCCUUGUACCUCGCACCGAAGAAUCUGACAGAACGCAGUUUGCAUCUGAGACUUGUACUCAAGCAGACGGCCGAACGAAUGGGCUUUUAUUUGAGGAGCAACAGUUCAGAAGGACUCGUCUGAGGCGGCUAUAAUUGAGGAUGAAUUUUUGAGAGACCUGCUGGGUAAGAGGGAUCCAAAUAGCGACUUAAGAUCUUCCAGAAAGCCAAAAAAGAGAGGGAAAUUCACAAUGGAUGGAUUUCCUUGGAUUUGUUGGCAGUGCUGAUCUGUUUCUCACUUUGUUGGUGCGAUUGGGUCUCUGAGGUUCUGGCUUAAGGAGAAACAAGCUUUUAAGGACUUCUGGUACAGGCCAGUUCCACGCUGGACCACACAAACUAUCUGCAGGAGGUUUGGAGAGCAUGGGGAAAUCAAACAGCAAGCUUAAACCAGAGGUGGUGGAGGAGCUAACCAGGAAAACCUACUUUACAGAGAAAGAAGUUCAGCAAUGGUACAAGGGCUUCAUAAAAGAUUGCCCGAGUGGUCAACUGGAUGCUGCAGGUUUCCAGAAGAUCUACAAGCAGUUCUUCCCCUUCGGCGACCCCACCAAGUUCGCCUCAUUUGUCUUCAAUGUUUUUGACGAGAACAAGGAUGGACGGAUUGAGUUCUCAGAAUUCAUUCAGGCCCUGUCUGUGACCUCACGUGGGACCUUGGAUGAAAAGCUCCGCUGGGCCUUCAAGCUUUAUGAUCUUGAUAACGAUGGCUAUAUCACACGAGAUGAAAUGCUCAAUAUCGUAGACGCCAUCUAUCAGAUGGUGGGAAACACAGUGGACCUUCCAGAAGAAGAAAACACGCCAGAGAAGAGAGUGGAUCGCAUUUUUGCCAUGAUGGAUAAGAAUGCUGAUGGGAAGCUGACCCUGCAGGAGUUCCAGGAGGGAUCAAAGGCAGAUCCAUCUAUUGUACAAGCUCUGUCACUCUAUGAUGGCCUUGUAUAGUAGCAGCCUGUCUU